Messenger RNA from Medioppia subpectinata, 495 nucleotides. NCBI's taxonomy places the organism in Eukaryota, Metazoa, Arthropoda, Arachnida, Sarcoptiformes, Oppiidae. The record is from the annotation of a GenBank genome assembly.
GAAGUGCAAGACGUGAUCAACGAUGAGAAGCACUGGUGGUUUGGCGGCGGCACUGAUAUGACACCCUAUAUAUUGCACGAAAACGAUUGCAUUCAUUUCCAUAAGACGCUGAAGAAUGCUUGCGAUCGACAUAACAAUCAAUAUUACCUCAAGUUUAAGAAAUGGUGCGAUCAGUACUUCUAUAUAAACCAUCGCCAAGAAAGCCGAGGAAUCGGUGGUCUAUUCUUUGAUGAUAUGGAUUAUCCGAACCAAAAAGAGGCCUUUAAUUUCGUCAAAUCGUGCGCCGAUUCUAUAAUACCCUGUUAUAUACCGGUUGUCGAGAGAAAUGUCAAUAAAGGCUAUUCAUAUGCGGACAGACAGUGGCAACUCUUACGGCGUGGAAGGUACGUUGAGUUCAACCUGAUCUACGACAGGGGCACUAAGUUUGGUCUCUUCACGCCCGGCGCCCGAUACGAGAGUAUUCUCAUGUCAUUGCCAUUAGUGGCCAAAUGGCAA